AUGGCAGGAACAGGAGUUCCGCCAAUCAAUAUCGAGGGCACCGCUGAUUGGUCAUCCUUAAGCAGGAUGAUGAACAGCAAGGGGAUUCAAUUCUCCAAGGCGAGGACGGCGGGUACCAGUGUGAAGGUAUUCACAAAUACACCAGCUGACUACCGUCAGCUAGUCGCACUGCUGGAUUCCAUCAAGCGGCCCUUCUUCACCUAUCAACUGAAGGAGGACAGGAUGGACCAGAGGGUCAUUCGUGGGCUUCCCAGGGAGAUGUCAGUCAAUGACAUCAAAGAGGAUCUAGUGAGCCAAGGCAUCGCAGACGCCGAGGUUCAGCAGAUGACCUCAAGGACCACAAAGAAGCCACUUCCGCUCUUCCUCGUCAAGACGAAGAUGCCGGAAAAGCUUGCAGAGAUCCAGAGGCUGGCCAUGCUCACGGUCAGCUUCGAGAGGAAGAAAAAGUCUUCCGAGCCCAGCCAAUGUUACCGCUGCCAGCGGUACGGGCACACACAGCGGAACUGCCGUCUCGCUGAACGAGUAAAGAAGAUGCCACGAAAUUACACCAAGAAAAAUGUGAGGGCCAUGUGGUCGGCAGAAGAUCUGAUAAAUGCAAUCUCGGAUGUUAGAUGUGGUCGUGGUUCAAUAAGGCAAAUAAGUCGGACAUAUGCUGUGCCUGUUAGGACCUUAAUGAGGAGGAUCCAAUCAGGAAACGCAAACAAGGUCAAGUUAGGGCGUAAGAGUUAUCUAAGUCCAGAACAUGAACGAAGCUUGGUAGAUUAUAUCAAAAAAAUGGAGAAGAUGGGUUUUGCGUUAACACCUGUAGACGUAAAAAAGAUUGCGUACUCUUUUACCAUCUGUAAUAACAUAGAAAAUAAUUUUAAUCCGGAGAAAAAAGAAGCUGGCCAUUACUGGUUCUGCUCUUUUAUGAAGAGACAUCCAAAUUUAUCCAUUCGAAAAGCUCAGGGAAUGUCAACGGCUCGAGCUCAAGGUAUCAACAAAGAAGAAUGCGAUCAUUACUUUGACCUGCUCGGGAACCUUUUAACAGAAAAUAACCUAAUAUCCGCUCCCAGAAAAAUUUUCAAUGUAGAUGAAACUGGGGUUCAGCUAAAUAACAACCCAGGAAAGGUAAUUGCUACCAGAGGUUCCAAAAUGGUAAAUUGUGUAACAAGUGCAGAGAAAGGUGAGACUGUGUCAGUUAUAGCCUGCGUGAAUGCAGAAGGUCAUUUCCUUCCACCCUACUGUAUUAUGAAGGGAAAAAACAAGAAAAAAGAAUUUGAAGACGGAUUGCCACCAGGUGGUACAGUUGUAAUGAGUGAAAAAUCGGCGUAUGUAACUACGGAUAUUUUCAAAGCAUGGCUUCUUCAUCACUUUAUUCCACGUAAAGAACAAGGCAAAGUACUCCUCGUCCUUGACGGUCAUUCCUCUCAUUGCUCUGAUGUGGAAAUACUAGUCCUGGCAACAGCCAAUGACAUAAUUCUGUUGUGCCUACCUAGCCACACUACUCAUUGGCUGCAGCCAUUAGAUAGAUCAUUCUUCAAGCCUCUUAAGGUUUAUUGGAAUGAAGCAUGUAAGAAAUGGGUACAAAACAAUCCCGGUCGCAAACUCUCCAGAUUGCAGUUUCCGUCACUCCUCAAUACUGCAUGGUGUAAAGCUGCCUCAGUUCAAAAUGCAGUAUCAGGAUUUAGGACAUGUGGUAUUUUUCCUUUUGAUAAAUCCAAAAUCCCAGAAUAUGCUUUUAUCUGCAAAAAUACUGCAAAUGCUGCUCUUAGAAAUGAGAAUUCACCGGAUGAAAAUAUUGGGGAAGCCACCGCUCAUGUCAUUAUUGAUGCCAACAACCAAAACAACGGGCGUUCUCCAAAGACAGCUGAUCCAGAUCAAAAUCCAUUUGAAGCUAUUUCAGCGGUUCCGUGCAUACCAGGAACGAGUGGGUGCCAGAAGCGAAAACAGCAUGCAGAGGUACUAACAUCACCAGAGGUAGUAGCAGCAAAACGAGAGAAAAAAGAGGCCAAAGAAAAAAAAAGAUCUGCGAAACUGAUGAAAUCCCAGCAACGGAUGAAAAAAACGGAUGAGAAACACAGUAGCAAUACUAAGGAAAAGGCAGGAAGUAACAAAAAGCUUGCCAAAGAAAAAAGUCGUAGAAGAGCCCGAUUUGAUUCUAGUUCGUCCGAAAGCGAAACGGAAGUAGUUACACAGGAAAGUGGUGAAUCAGAAAUAGAAGUAGACCGUUCUGAAAUUUGUGCAGAAUGCGGUGGAUAUUAUUUCUACAAAAAGGGUCCCAAAUGCGAUUGGAUACAAUGCACGAGUUACCUUCUUCAACCCCGAGCGUGCCGAAGAAACUAUAUUCUUCGUUCGUGUGCUACGUGCCAGCAUCGUCUCACGGAACAGUAUCCUCUCGCUAUGGUGGUUAGAGACCAACUGAUUGAACAACGUGGUAUGUCUGUAGUUAAAGGAUGCUGUGAAGUACAGCAAAGAAAAGGUAGUAAAUCUAGAUGAAGACACUGACAUUACUAAAGUUCCCGCUUUAUCUAACACGAAUAAAACAGAAACACAUUCAGAACCGGGUAACAGUCAAAGAUAUAAACAUUAAUAGAAAUUUGGUUAAUUCUACAGUACAACCAGAAAAGACAGUUAAUAAAACCAAACGAUAAAAAUCAAAACUGUUUACACUCAAAGAAGGUACUCUACAAAUAUGUAAAUCCUGCAAAAAUGAACGUGUCCAUAAGAAAAAUAAGCGAUAAAGGAGAUGGGGCGGUGAAUAUUGAAUGUAAUAAUGUUGAAGACAUCACAAAAUUGACGUUAGAAGUAGAAAAACAUGUAAGACACAGUUAUAAAGUUAGUGGCUGGGCAUAGGAAGUUACCAAUGAUUAAAGUCGUAGGCUUCUGUGGGGAACUCGAAAGAGCUGGUUAGAGACGUGAAAGAAAGAAACAAUAUUAUAAGCAGUGAUUCGAUGAUAAAUGUAGUGGCAAUUAAAAGAUGGAAUACAGAUAUCAGGCAAUUCUGGAAUUAGAUGAGCAAACAAUUAAAAUAAUUAUGAAAGAAGGUUUACUAUUUGUAUCAAUGGAUGUAUCUACAGUGCUCGAGCAUUAUGAUCUCCUGGGGUGCUUUAACUGCUCAGGACUUCACCAUACAGCUAAGCACUAUACAAAGAAGAGUGUUUGCAUAGAGAGUGGCCAUCAGUCCAAAACCUGUAAAACGCCAAAAACUGGUCUGAACUGCAAGGAAUCAAAUUUGAGGUAUAUUACAAAUAUUGACACAAAUCACACACCGUUCAACAAAAUAUCUAGAACAACACAACUGGAAUAUGAAAAAUCAAAAAAUAAGGCUUACUAUGGAGACAGAUCAUAGCAAUUACAAACAAAACAAGC
This is a messenger RNA of Acanthoscelides obtectus, 3351 nucleotides long. Lineage: Eukaryota; Metazoa; Arthropoda; Insecta; Coleoptera; Chrysomelidae. The record is from the annotation of a GenBank genome assembly.